AUGAAUCCUCUCCUCAUCGUUUUCAUGAUGCUCCUGGGCCUCAUGGCUCCUGCUGCGGUGGCCGAUCCAGCCAUCCUCCCGGGCGGCUACAUGGACAUGGGCCACAACAACAAACUCGCCGCUCGCAAGGAGCUGGCUGAUCGUCAGGCCAUGGCCAUCUCUCAUAUUCUCAAGCGGCUCCAGAUUAAGUGCGCCUUGGACCGUAAGAACACUGGCUUCGUACCUGGCAUGCCCGGCACAUUCAUGAGUUCUGCUUGGUGCGCGCAAUACUUUACUUGCAAGAUUGAUGGAACCAAGGUCCAGAGUCGUGAACCCUUUACAGAAAAUCAAUAUGUGGAUGAGCUACAGGACAAGGUUAAUUGCGGCUGCAUGGACUCACAGGGUAAUAUCAUCGCAGGUAACAUUGGCAGCACUUCUCGGGAUUUAGAUUCGGCGAAGCCUCCCGGAGAGGACGGGCUGACGCUGCAGGCUGCCGAAGGCCCAGCCCGGAAGGAGUGA
This is a messenger RNA of Diaporthe amygdali, 498 nucleotides long. RefSeq lists its product as uncharacterized. The transcript has 3 exons. The record is from RefSeq and is a predicted model, not a curated record. Bases 1 to 498 code for a protein of 165 amino acids. Lineage: Eukaryota; Fungi; Ascomycota; Sordariomycetes; Diaporthales; Diaporthaceae.